Messenger RNA from Guillardia theta CCMP2712, 1359 nucleotides. RefSeq lists its product as hypothetical. NCBI's taxonomy places the organism in Eukaryota, Cryptophyceae, Pyrenomonadales, Geminigeraceae. Bases 1 to 1359 code for a protein of 452 amino acids. Gene Ontology annotation, cellular component: nucleus; cytoplasm. Gene Ontology annotation, molecular function: kinase activity. Gene Ontology annotation, biological process: inositol phosphate biosynthetic process. The record is from RefSeq and is a predicted model, not a curated record. The transcript has 16 exons.
AUGCUUGCCCUCAGGAUGCUGUCAAUCAUCCCUUCCUCUCUCGCUUCGUUCCGAAAUUUCACGGGCAAGACGCAUUCCUCCGUUGGCAUGUGCAGUGACGUGGCGAUCAGAACGCGCACGAUUGUAGACGAUAAAUCCGGAGAGAAGCAAGAAUGGAUCGUGAUGGAGAACGCGAUCAAGGGGCUUGCGAAACCAGCGAUCGCUGAUGUCAAGAUAGGAACAAGAACCUACGGGGUGGAGGCGUCGCCAGCCAAGAUUGACGAGCAGACGCAGAAGGCGAUGGAGAGCACACAAGGAUCGAUAGGAGCGAGGGUCAUCGGAGCCCACAUGCUCAACGAGAGGAAUAUUGCCAGCGGCGAUGAUUUCAUACAAGCUGGGUACAAAUACAGCAAAGAUGAGCCCAAGACUUUGCAAGAUUUCAGCGACCUCCUCCUCCGAUUCUUGUCCACGGACUCUUUACGUCAAGAGGCUGAGCGAUACUUCCUGGAGCUGUAUGAUUGGUUUUCCUCGCAGACAGAAUUUGAAACCGUGCAGAUUUUACGGAUCUUCGCUGCUUCUCUCCUUCGAUACGCAAACUUUUGUAAGAACUGCAAGGGAACAUGUGGAGGAGGGUUGGAUGAGAGCUUUCUGACGGGUGAAACCACUUGCUGUUCGCUCGCAAGCAUGAACGGCGUGCCUGAUAAGAUGCUGCUGGGCAGUCCGAGGAUUGCCAUCGCCACGCUGAGUCAGACGCCUGAGGAGAUUCCUAGGAUGUUCUUGGAGAAGCUGAGAAGAAAAGGGCUCGGCGCUAUCCUCUUUCUCUCCCACCAACAGCAAGAGCAGCACACGGGCAGCUUGUCACAGCAAGGCAAGAAACGAUGCUUGCUGAUCAAGCAGAAGCUUCGCUUCCUCCCUCGCGUGACCCUCGUCUUGUCAUCUCCGCGAGGGAUAUGUCAAGAAACAGCAGACUGGAUCUUGGGCCCUCACGUGCAGCAUGUCCUGGAGGGGAUGCAGUGGUGUAGCCCACAGGAGCAGGAGGACUGGGAGGAGGAGGCAACCUACGAGAAGCAGAGGGAGCUGCUGAGUGGAGCUGGAGACGUGGAGGAGAGGACCAACAGGGUGGUGAUGGAGAUGGCUGAGGCCAUGGAGAGACAGGAGGCGCCUCCUUGGAAGGAGGCUGAUGAAGCUGAAGGAGAGCGAAAGUGUGCAGUUCUUGUCGGCGACAACUUACUGACAUCCGCGACCGCCAUCCGUGUUGCCAAAAUUUUUGGGCACCAGAACGCGAGCAGCGUGCUGGGAAAGAGAUCUCUGUAUCAGGAGGAAGGCUUCCUAGUGAGUAUGGACAGUUUGGAGCUUCUUUCCCAGCUAGGCGCUUCCUGA